Messenger RNA from Pediculus humanus corporis (human body louse), 921 nucleotides. RefSeq names its product mitochondrial 50S ribosomal protein L45, putative. NCBI's taxonomy places the organism in Eukaryota, Metazoa, Arthropoda, Insecta, Psocodea, Pediculidae. Gene Ontology annotation, cellular component: mitochondrion. The transcript has 4 exons. The coding region runs from base 1 to 921 and encodes 306 amino acids. The record is from RefSeq and is a predicted model, not a curated record.
AUGAUGGUAUCGUCAAGAAAAAAACAUUAUAAUCCAAAAUUUAAAUGGUUGCGAAAUAAAAAAUUUAUUCCUAUCGAUUUACCCGAUUUUCAAGAAAAACCUUCACGUGAAAAAAUGAGAACGAGAUUAAAAGAAUUGGGAGUUCUUCCACCCCGUUUUUGGAAACGUAGACCAAUGACAAUUACCACAACAUCAACUAUUGUUAAUCCUUACGAACCCCCACCAGGGGAUGGUAAGAGUUCAAUCAUACCUAAGGUAGGUAGUACCUGUAUUGUCGAUAAAGUCAAGGAACAAAAAGAUUACAUGUUAGCCAAAAGGCAAAUUACCAAUUACGAUUCAAAUUUUAAUACAAAAGUAUUUCCUCAAGAAGCUCAUGAUAUUUAUGUCAAAGCUCAUACGAUUUUAAUGAAAAAUGACCCGGAGGAACUUUCGGAAUAUGUAACCGAAUCGGCCAUAAUGGAAAUGAUGAGCGGUAUAAAAAACAAAACUCUAAGAUGGAAAUUUAUAGAAUCUUUAGAACCUCCAAAAAUAGUUCAAAUGAGUGUUGCUCCAGUUAUUCAAGAAUCUAAUUUAUUCGGACAAGUCACAGUUCGAUUUCAUACAAAACAGGCGAGUACAAUGUUAGCCAUAUAUGAUAGAUUUGGUAGAUUAUUUUAUGGUAGCGAAACGAUAGCAAAAGAUGUAUUAGAAUAUGUUGUUUUUGAAAAACACAUUGUUAACGAAUAUGGAACAUGGAGAUUGCAUGCUAAAAUUAUACCAGAAUGGAUGCCAUCAAGGGAACCAAUGCCUAAAACGACAAUAGUAGAAAAAAUUGAAGACAUGGAUGAAGAUGUCGAAGAUGAGGUUUUAUAUGAAGACGAUUAUAAAUCAUAUGCAGAAGAAGAUAGUAUGCAAAAAGUUCCACAAACGACAGCACAAUAA